AUGGCAGACGACACCUUGCGCAAUGGCUUCCUUGCUAAACCCAAAAAUCUCUUCCAGGACCCCGAAGCCAGAUGUCGCUGGAAGCUCGAUUGCCUACUGCUGGUGUAUGUCUUCAUUGCCGGGAUCUUGAAAGAAAUGGACCAGGAUGCGACCACGCAAGCCUACGUCAGCGGAAUGAAGGAAGACCCACCAUUUAACAGCAACGAGAUUGUGUGGUUCCAGACCUACUUCUCCAUUCCCUACGCGGUAUGCAUCGUCCUAGCCCAAAUCAUCCAGACGAAGGUGCGGCCAUCACUGUUUUUGCCAGCGUGUGAGAUCUGCUGGGGUAUCAUGAUGCUCUUCACCUACCUCGCUCGUUCAGCGACAACGAUCUACAUCCUCCACUUCUUCCUUGGCAUGUUCUCUGCUAGGUCUUGGCCUGGUAUUGUCGCGUUGCUGUACAACUGGUACACACUUACGGAACUUGUCCUCAGACUCGCCAUCUUCAACAUGUCAGAUGUCGCCGGAAGUGUGUUCUUAGGACUUGCGCAGGCUGAAUUGCACAGAAGUCUGGACGCGUUCUGCCAGUACGCAUGGUCCAAUCGUGCCAACGCCUACUUCUUGCUUUACCUCAAAGACGUAGCAGACCUCGCAGGCCACAAGCUCUACUCCACCUACCAGGUCAAUGCAAUUCCCUUUGGCGGCUAUACUUUUACCAUUGCCGCCCGCAUAGUCUACAGUUCGAUAUCAGGUUGCAAGCAAUGGAGAUGGCAAGUGUACAUCUUCCUCGCGUGGGUCCACGUCGUUUCCACAGCUGUGCUUGCAGUCUGGCCGAAGUCCCAUGCGACCAUCAUGGCAUUCUACUUCCUCACAUGUAUGACGGAAGCAGAUUUCCCAAUUCUGAUAGCUUGGCUCGGCGAUAUUUUGUGAAAAGAACCCGAGGUCCAAGCGAUCGUGGUAGGAGCGUCUGUUACGAUUGUGUACGUCGGUCACACAACAAUCCCUCUGCAGGCUUGGGGAGUUGGAGAUUGUCCCACGUAUCCCAUCGACUUUCCGCUUGCAGCAUCCUGGUCGUGUUGUUGAUCGUCUGGUAUCUGAGCAAUUACCCAACCUUGCUGGAAAACGGAUUCGGCGAUGCGGUAGACGAAGAUGAGGUUGUAACCAAGGUGGAGUCACUUGAGAUGAAGGCCCGAUAUGGAGGGGAGACGAAGCAGUCUGAGCAGGAGAUGGUGCUUCGUCUCUUGGGUUGUUGAGA
Macroventuria anomochaeta is the source of this 1234-nucleotide messenger RNA. RefSeq names its product MFS general substrate transporter. Gene Ontology annotation, cellular component: membrane. Gene Ontology annotation, biological process: transmembrane transport. The transcript is spliced from 4 exons. The coding region runs from base 1 to 909 and encodes 302 amino acids. Gene Ontology annotation, molecular function: transmembrane transporter activity. NCBI's taxonomy places the organism in Eukaryota, Fungi, Ascomycota, Dothideomycetes, Pleosporales, Didymellaceae. The record is from RefSeq and is a predicted model, not a curated record.